Messenger RNA from Papilio xuthus (Asian swallowtail), 1447 nucleotides. It is a transcript of the gene S6KL, whose product is annotated as ribosomal protein S6 kinase like. Lineage: Eukaryota; Metazoa; Arthropoda; Insecta; Lepidoptera; Papilionidae. The transcript is spliced from 10 exons. Gene Ontology annotation, biological process: protein phosphorylation. The coding region runs from base 128 to 1447 and encodes 439 amino acids. The record is from RefSeq and is a predicted model, not a curated record. Gene Ontology annotation, molecular function: protein serine/threonine kinase activity; ATP binding.
UGUCAUAUUUGUUUAUGGGCGGAUCUUGAUUUAUUAUGGUACAAAGAAAAGAUGGUUUUGUUGGUAUAACGAAAAUUAAAAUACAAAAAUAAAACACUCAAUACUUUAUUAAAAAAAAUUUAGUUUAAUGGGAAAUUCGCACAACAAAAGUAAUCAGCACAGGGACCAUAAACAGGCAGCUUAUUCAAACCGAGACGCUCAAGCAUUUACAAGUCAGUUUAGUCUGUCCCAUUUCGUGGGCAAUCUUAGCGGGCGUUCCUUCGUUAGUCUAACGAGUAACCAGUCCGUGUACAGCGCAUCGCGACCUUGGUCUCGAGUUUCUAGACGAAGAUGGAAUGAUACAACAUUAAACAACCAGUUGGAAGCAAGCAAAACAGCUUGGCCUGUUGCUCACAAAGAGUCUAUUUUUCUACCUGAAUUUCCAAUCACAACUGACCUAUUACAGAAAGAUUUUCAAGUUGUUGAAGCAAUUGCUAAAGGUGCUUUUGGAGAAGUAAUAAAAGUUAAGAAAAUCAGCGAUGGGAAAGAAUAUGCACUAAAAGUCCUCAGCAAAUCUAAGGUAGUCACUGAAAGAGCUGUGGGUCAGGUGAAGGAAGAAGCACAUAUACAAUCUGCCGUCGGGCACCAUUGCUUCAUUGCCAACGCCAUCUCCCGUUGGCAGACAAAGAAAACACUUUAUAUUGUUUCAGAAUACAUUCCCUGCGGUGAACUGCUAGCUUUACUCGAUAAAUAUAAGAAAUUACCCGAAGAACUUGUGAAAGUGUUUGUUGCUGAGAUUGCCAUAGCUAUAGAUUUUCUCCACAACGCGGGUGUUAUCUACCGAGAUUUGAAGCCAGAGAACAUACUUUUGGACACGGAGUACCACAUUCGACUCGUUGACUUUGGCCUUUCGAAGUGGCUGUCUAUCGGCUCGCGGACGACUACACUCUGUGGCACUCUUAAAUAUAUGGCCCCUGAAAUUCUUAGUCGGGAGCCGUAUGGUCAUGCUGUGGACUGGUGGUCGUUGGGCGUGCUUGCUUGUAGGAUGUUGACUGAUGAGUAUCCAACGCCUGCGAUGAACACAAAUUCAGCAGAACAAAGAGACGAAGUCGACAGGUCUGCUGAUGUCCAUACAAACAAAUCUAUGAGUCCGAGAGAAGAUCAAAACAGCUAUAAAGAAGGAGUCCCAGGCACUCUGCCAGUUAGCGCUGCUACUUUGUCUACUGCAUCUCGAGGUUUGCUCAUGCGACUACUGGAAAGGGACCCCAGGGUGCGCUUGCGCAGUUUGCGGCAGCUGCAACAGUCGGCAUUCUACAUGAGCUACAAUUUCGAACACGUUAAUGCUAAAAAGGUUUCACCGAGAUCAAUACUUGAAAAACAUUUUCCUCCAGAUAAAAACUUAGAAGAUGGCAUUAUCAACUCUACUCAUCACUUCCCAUCAUUUGAUCAAUAUAAUAUGGCCGUGUAG